Messenger RNA from Colletotrichum higginsianum IMI 349063, 507 nucleotides. Its product is annotated as Trypsin-like serine typically contains c-terminal pdz domain protein. Gene Ontology annotation, molecular function: protein tyrosine phosphatase activity. The transcript is spliced from 2 exons. The record is from RefSeq and is a predicted model, not a curated record. Gene Ontology annotation, cellular component: nucleus; cytoplasm. Bases 1 to 507 code for a protein of 168 amino acids. Lineage: Eukaryota; Fungi; Ascomycota; Sordariomycetes; Glomerellales; Glomerellaceae.
AUGAACGCCUUCUCCUCGCGGCUUUUCCACUCCACGCGCACCAUGGCGAGCAUCGGAAACCUCCAGCGCAUCACCGCCGAUAAGCUCUCGACCAUCCUCUUGGCGGAGCAGGCCGCCGCCAACCCCUCGGUGGCCGUGGUCGACGUUCGCGACGAUGAUUACAUCGGCGGCCACAUCAAGGGCGCCAUCAACAUGCCCUCCCGCAGCCUCGAAGCCACGAUGCCCACCCUCAUCCGCCGCCUCCAAGGCAAGAAGACCGUCGUCUUCCACUGCGCCCUCUCCCAGCAGCGCGGUCCCAGUGCUGCCCUUCGCUACCUCCGAGAACGCGAACAACUACUCGCAUCCAAGAAGCCUCAGGGCACGGCCGACGAGUCGGCCGACACAGAACCGCAGACCGUUUACGUGCUCGACCGGGGCUUCGUUGGGUGGCAGGAGGUCUAUGGCGAAGACGAACGCCUGACCGAGGGAUACAGGAAGGAACUAUGGAAAGAUGGUUACUGGAUGUGA